Molecule: messenger RNA, 1324 nt
Organism: Saccostrea cuccullata (small rock oyster)
Lineage: Eukaryota; Metazoa; Mollusca; Bivalvia; Ostreida; Ostreidae
Exons: 5
Coding region: 34-663 (209 amino acids)
Source: RefSeq, a predicted model, not a curated record
UGUAAGUCUGUGAAACCUAUUUCGUUUGCUAAGAUGGAAAUCAAAAGAAUGGAACAACGUCUAAGGACAAGUCUGCUUCAGUAUUUGUCCAAGACAAACACACGGACCAUGACUCCAGUAAGACAACACAUUCUUCAAAUUUUAAUUUUCCUCUACGGAAAAGACACUACAAACAAAGAUGUUGGAUUUUCAUUUUCAAACAAGAAAGACAUUGCCGAUGAACAGAAGAAGUACAUUAUCUUUGCCUAUCUGUUCAUGGAAGCUUUGAAAAAGAAUAUGAUUACGGAGACAGAUUUACAUACACUUCAGAGAAUGUGGACACAGCAUAUUUUGUAUCUGGCCAAAAGUGGUAAAGACAAGGCAGCUGAAAGAUACCUCCGAAUUCUAAAAGACAGUGAGGAAGUCAUUUUCAAUAUUAAACGAUUUCAAAGGCAGCUCACCAAAACCAAAGACUUCUUAGCCAAGAACAGCGAGGAUUCCGCCAAGACACACAAGUUAGGCCAAACGUUCCACUUCCAAAGAUCAGGCUUGUUUGAGAGAAUGGGGACAAGGCUCAAAAAACUGUUUGGUCAUCGUGACCCUGAUGACUUUUUAUGUCCAAAUUUCAGGACAUUAGCUGAAGUCAGGGAGAUCUCCGUGUUACAGCAAACCAGUGAUAUCUGAAUGACUGCAGCAGUGGACGUUCAAGGCACAGCACUGAUUGAUGCAUAAACAACAAGUCCAUUACUUUAGAUGUGACAAUUCUUUCAAGCUUCAUCAUAUGAUCAUCAUCAUAACUUUUGUAGUUAUUAUUUGAUAGUGGCGUUUUAGUCAAAUUUUUCAUCAUUUUCGUAGUUAUUAUUUGAUAGUAGCGUUUUAGUCACAGUUCUCAUCACUUUUGUAGUUAUUAUUUGAUAGUGGCGUUUUAGUCACAUUUCUCAUCACUUUUGUAGUUAUUAUUUGAUAGUGGCGUUUUAGUCAAAUUUUUCAUCAUUUUUGUAGUUAUUUGAUAGUGGCGUUUUAGUCACAGUUCUCAUCACUUUUGUAGUUAUUAAUUGAUAGUAGAUUUUAGUCACAUUUCUCAUCACUUUUGUAGUUAUUAUUUGAUAGUGGCGUUUUAGUCAAAUUUUUCAUCAUUUUUGUAGUUAUUAUUUGAUAGGGGCGUUUUAGUCACAUUUCUCGUCACUUUUGUAGUUAUUAUUUGAUAGUGGCGUUUUAGUCACAUUUUUCAUCACUUUUGUUGUUAUUAUUUGAUAGUGGCGUUUUAGUCACAUUUUUCAUAACUUUUGUAGUUAUUGUUUGAUAGCGGCGUUUUAGUCAUUUUUCCGCAUUAAAAUCAUCUUUU